UCUCAACACUUCCACACGCGCGCACACCGCAAGAACGCACAGAUUUCAUGGGAGCCAAGCUUUCCAGCUGUUUCAACCAGCGAGGCAGCCUCUCGCAGCAGGCACCGGUCAGGGUCAUAUCUGCCGACGGCUCGCUGAAGGAGCUCCCGGCCAGCCCCCGCGUCACCGUCUCCGACAUUCUCGGCGGUGAAGCUGCCUCCUUCUUCGUCUGCAACUCCGACGAGCUCUACUUCAACGAGCCCCCACCGGCGCUGGCCGCCAGCGAGCUGCUCCUGCCGGGGCAGAUAUACUUCCUGCUCCCGGCGACAGUGCUCGGGCGGCCGCUGUCGAGCGCCGACAUGGCGGCGCUCGCCGUGCGCGCGAGCACGGCGCUCGCGGCCAAGAGGCCACAGCGGCGUGGCGGCAAGAGUAAGAAGGUCCGCGUCGUACCGGUGCAAGAGGAGCUAGAAGACGGGGAGGACUUUUUGUUCAACCAGAAGCUUAACGAGCGGACUCUCGGGGAGUUCGGGCUGCCGAUAAGUCCGGCGAAGAAGAGCGACGAGAAGCUCGCCGCUAGGUCGCGGGCCUCGCGGCUGAAGCGGGCUCUGAGCAUCAUUCAGGAGAUGGCUGAGUGAACCAUCCCUGCAAGCGAUAGAUAGCGGCGUUGAUUUUUUGUCCUUUUCUGAACAAUUUUUUGUUAGGCUUGUUAUGCCUACAUACUUAAUUGGUUUCAGUAGAUUUAGGAGAGAAAAAAUGAAUUAUUCUGGAAAAUAGGCUGUAAAUACAUCCGAGGUUGAGUAGAUACAAAACAACAGUAAUGCAGAAAACUGUUUCUUGAGCUGUAAAUC
Molecule: messenger RNA, 827 nt
Organism: Lolium rigidum
Lineage: Eukaryota; Viridiplantae; Streptophyta; Magnoliopsida; Poales; Poaceae
Exons: 1
Coding region: 48-614 (188 amino acids)
Source: RefSeq, a predicted model, not a curated record